This is a messenger RNA of Phyllopteryx taeniolatus (common seadragon), 7981 nucleotides long. It is a transcript of the gene znf704, whose product is annotated as zinc finger protein 704. Bases 76 to 1641 code for a protein of 521 amino acids. Gene Ontology annotation, cellular component: nucleus. Lineage: Eukaryota; Metazoa; Chordata; Actinopteri; Syngnathiformes; Syngnathidae. Gene Ontology annotation, biological process: regulation of transcription by RNA polymerase II. The record is from RefSeq and is a predicted model, not a curated record. The transcript has 9 exons. Gene Ontology annotation, molecular function: DNA-binding transcription factor activity; RNA polymerase II cis-regulatory region sequence-specific DNA binding.
AUGCUGUAAAAAAAAAAUAUAAAUAAAUAAAAAUCCCUCCCCACGGGUAAAUUCGCUUCGGACACCCGCGUAGAAAUGCACACCCGGCGCCUGGUGAAGCGCUCCAUCCUCGGCAGCCGAGUGUACGCGCCGAGCCCGACCGGCGACGGCGCCCCGGUGACCGGGGUGGUCCAGGCCGUCAAGCAGGAGAGCGGCGGCGGGGACGCGGCGGCCGCGGGGGCCCGGCGCGGCGGAAGCGGCGGAGGAAACACCAGCAGCGUCUACACUGUGCUCAUGCCGGACGGCAGCCUGAAGGAGUUCGCCGAGGAGGAGAUAGCCGCCGCCGGCUUGAACCACGCGAAGGGGCCGCUCAAGUCCAGCUUGAAGAGCUCCAUUAACGGCGGCCCAGACGGGCACAAGACGGACGGCACCGAGGCGGCGGCGGCGGAUGGCGACCACCGUGAGACAAACGGCAAACGAGUGGACGCCUGUCGAUCCGUGUCCCUGCUGGAGCAGAAGCGCAAGGUGGUCUCCUCCAGUAUUGACGUCCCCCACGCCAGGCGGUCGGAGGAGGAAGUGGACAUGGACAAGGUGACGGCAGCCAUGGUUCUCACCAGCCUCUCCACCAGCCCGCUGGUCAGGAGUCCGCCCGUCAAAGUCAGCGAGGGCCUGAGCAGCUCGUGGAAGGAGAACGGCUCGGCGGGUCCCUUCACUCCGUCCAGCAACAGCUCGUCGGGCGGCUACUGGAGUUGGUCGGCGCCCAGCGACCAGUCCAACCCGUCCACGCCGUCGCCGCCCCUCUCGGCCGACAGUUUCAAGCCCUUCCGGGUGCCCGGUGGGGUACCCGCUAACGCGGGGCCCGAGGACCCCAGCCUGGAGGAGACGGACGGCAGCAGCCUGCUCUUCGACGAGCCCAUACCGCGCAAGCGCAAGAACUCCAUGAAGGUGAUGUUCAAGUGCCUGUGGAAGAACUGCGGCAAAGUCCUGAGCACCGCCGCCGGUAUCCAGAGGCACAUCCGCACCAUCCACCUGGGCCGGAACUGUGACUCCGACUGUAGCGACGGCGAGGAGGACUUCUACUACACAGAGAUCAAGCUCAACACGGACGCGGUGGCCGAGGGCCUGAGCAGCCAGUCGCCCGUGUCGCCCUCCGUCCUGACCCCGCCUCUGCCUCUGCCGCCGCCCCAGUCGGAUGCCCAGGGGCCACCACCCCUGCCCCCGCCGCCGCCCUGCACCAAGAUGCCUCACUCCGGCAGCGCCACGCCACUCAGCCGCUCUGCACCGAGCGCGCUCUACCUCGUCCACGCCGACCACGCCUACCAGGCCACGGCCCCGGUGUCCAUCCCGUCGAACGGCGCCGCCAACCUGGCGGCCUCGUACAGCUUCACGCCCACCAACGGCUCGGGUUUCAGCAUCUCCUGGCAGUCGCCGCCCAUCACCUUCACCGGCAACACGGUGUCGCCCAGCAAGAGUCAGGGCUUCGCCGAGCAGCGUUCCCAAACCAUCGCCGUCCUCUCGUCGCCGCCCAGAGCCACGGCCACCCUCGGCCGUAAAGUGCGCGGCGAAGGCAAGAAGUGCCGCAAAGUGUACGGGAUGGAGAAUCGCGACAUGUGGUGCACCGCCUGCCGCUGGAAGAAGGCCUGCCAGAGAUUCACCGACUAGAUCGACGUCGGGACCCGCCUGCCAAAAUGGGGCGAGGAGCCUCGUUCUGCAUGCGUUCUCUCUUCAGAUCAAAAUCGCAACUGUUCAUCAAGCUCCCGCUCCGCCCCAAAUGCCAACAUCCCUCCGUUCCAGCAGGUGGCGCCAACUGAGGACGUUCCCCGUCAUUCCCUCUUUUCGGGAAAGUGCAGCUACAAAAACUGUGAAGAAAAAUAGACACAUUUAUGGGGUUCGUUUGUUUCUUUAGUUGUUGUUUUCAACGUUGCUUUCUAUGGUUUUGUAAAGUUUUUAAACCGAACUUCCCAGCGAAGAAAAAAAACGGAAAGUGAUGGAAAAGAAGAACAAACGUCUUUGCUAGCAUUUUUGAGCACGGAGGAACAUCAUGAUGUCUUCAUCUGGUUUUACGUUUUUUUUAAGGAUUUUCCCAAGAAGAUCCAUCGUACAAUUACUUUUUUUUAAACAGAACGUCCUAGUGAAGAAAUGUCCCAAAAAUGAUCCAAACAAAACUUAUUUGCUAGAAUUUACAGGAAAAAUUGGGGAGCCACUUGGUCUUCACGUCUUUGUAAAGUUCUAAACUAUUGUUUUGUCGGAAAUGAUCAGAAGUAAAGAACUUUUUUUUUUUUUAGGGGAAAGUAGGGAACAAAGUAGAGGAACGUUGCGACAUUUUUGUCUCAUUCAUCUCUUGUUUUACAUUUUGAACGUUUUGUAAAGUUCGGCUUUUUUGUUUUUUGGGAAAUUUUCCAGAAGAACAAACAAACUUCUGCGCUAGCAUCUCAAGGAAAAGUCCGGGAACAACGUAAACGUCGUCAUCGCCCGCUUCAUCUUCUUCAUCUCUUGUUUUACUUUUGGAAUGUUUUGUGUAAUGUUUUGACUCUUGUCAAAAAUGGAUCCGGAGCAACGACACAGCUUCAUUUUCUUAUUUCCUUUUUUGACAUUUCAAAUGUUUAUCGCCAGCAUCAUGUCCGCCUUUUUUCAACGAAACCAAGAAAAAUCCCAGAAAGACCUUUUGUUUUGUCCGAAACUAUCCAACAGUAAAACAAACUUUUGCGAGCAUUUUGAAGAAAAAUUGGGGAACAACGUGGAAGAACAAGGUGACGUCAUCUCCUGUUUUAUGUUUUUCAGAAUUUUUCAAAAACAUACGUUUAUUGCCAGCAUCGCAUCCUUUAUAUGUUCUGUAAAGUUCAACGUUCAAGCAAAGAAACGUCCAAAAAGACCAAUUUUUGGGGGUUUGGAAAUUAUUCGAAGGAACAAAUUUCUCGACUAGCAUUUUAAGAAAAAAGUCAGGAAACAAAUGGAGAAGCGUUGCUAUGUUGUCUUCAUCUUUUUUUUCCCCUUUUCAACCAUUUUUGGGAGAAUUAUUUUUCGGGAAGUUCGGCUUUUUAAAACGCAGUGUCGUAGCGAAGAAACAUUUUUUGAACAAACCUCUGUGCUCGAAUUUCUCAGCAAAUGUCGGAGAACAGCGUCGAGGGUCAUUGUGAAAGCUUCACUGUCUUCAUCGCUUGUUUUUCAUUUUCUAACAUUUUUCCAAGAAAAAAAGUUUAUCGCCCCGAGGGAACAUUUUGGACAACAAACUUGGACUGAAUGUUUUUUUUUUUCCCUCCUUUGUUUUAUCAGGUAUUGAAUGAAAAGUUAAAACCAUUCGGUCAUUUUUCGACUUUUUCGUUAAUCUCGCAUGAAAACUUUGCAACCAAAAACUUUUUUGUUUGUUAGCGUUUUGUUACAGUGCCAUGUUUACACUUGUUGAUGUUUCUUCUUCGGUGAAACCAAGACAGACCGCCGAAAAAGCAAAAAAAUAACAACUUCCUGUAAAAAGUACCCCAGCCCUCCUCUGAAAAAUCUUUUUUCUUCUUAUUUUUUUUUUUACACAUUUUGAUGCUAGCAUGCUAAGCAAAGAGGAGGGCCUCAAAUCAAAAGCGAGGCACUUAAACGGAGCACUUGGUAAAUUUUUGUCCGUGCCUAAAUGUCGCUUCCAUUUUAUGACUACAUGUAGAUGUAACAAACGGGAAGAACUUUGGAAGUUUCCUAGCUAGGUGUAAAAAGCACUUAACUGAUUAGGUCACUGUUUUAGCUUGCUUUAAUCGUUAAAUGUUUAUCAUUAUUUGGAUUACACUGUAUUUUGUUUUCCAUUGUUGCUAGUUGACGGGAAAACAUCGUAAAGCCCCAAAAACCUUCAUAGAUUUCUACUUUUUUUGCGACGUUACUAAUACUGAUAGAUUUUUUUUCCUCGCCACUUUUUAAUCUUAUUUUCGCUUUUUUUGUUUUGCUUGCCAUGAAAAUGUCGCUAACGUAUAAGUAUUUGUCGUACGGUUUGCUUGUUUACGACCUCCUUAAGCACGACCUGUCCGACGCCGGCCUUUAAAGUCGCUUCCGUUAAAUAACAAUAGUAAAAAUCGUUAUGCUUCUUCCGUGCAAUUCUGUCCAAAAAAAAAUAUUAGCUGCAGUAUUGUUUGAGAGACAUCUAUUUAUCAACAAAUGUUGGGAUUUAACAAAAAUGAUUAAAACAAAUUUAACAUUUUGUUUUUUGAUUUUGAUGCUUUCCAUAAAAAUAUAUACUGUAUCCUAUUUUAAUAUUUGUUGUUUUUGUUUUCAUGUUCUUGCUAGCUUGAUUGACAGCUUAAAGGUGGCCCCGGUUAAACGUUGGUGGGCUGAAACCGGGCCACGGUGCUAUGUUACCAACUAACCAGCUAGCAGCUCAAAUCCAAUUCACAUACUUGGACUGUAAAAACAACCGUACGCCAUCUUGUUAAGAUGGAGGUGCUAUUCCCGCCAUUGGCUGCCAUCUUGUACGAAUUGUUGUUGCUGUAGAACAUGAAAAUAAAAAACACCUGACUCAAAAUCUAACGAGUGUACCCAGCUUGGCGUUACCUCCGCCAAGUUCGAAAUGUAUCGUUUUGAUUGACUUUUUUUGUUUGUUUGUUUUUGUCGAAGCAGGAGUUUAGAAUUUUCAGAGAGAAGUUUAAAAAAAAAAAAAAAGAAAAACAUUCUCCUUAGUUAAGUUACAUUCAAUUGCAGUCAAAUGCCCAAUCGCUAGUUUGCUGGUUGCUAGCUAGCUUACAGGGUUACGCGAAAACUACCUAACCGAUUUUUACAACAUUUUACGGUAGGGUGACGUUCUUUUCUAUUGUGAAGCCAUUCAAUUUUGGUGAGCAUCCGAACAAAGAUGUGCACACGAUAAUUUGUUUUAACAUUUUGUUGGUUGAUUUGUGAUUUUGAUCAGACUCAGCGGAAGGGUGAAGCAAAUUUAAUGUAGCUCAUGUUAGCUAAACGCGCUGGGUUUUCAUAUUCUCCAAAUGAGUGUACGAAAUCUCAAGACUAGCUCGUCAGCAGGCCUUUACUGUCAUGCUAGUUUUACGAAAAUUAGGGCAUCGAUUAAAACAUUAUCUUCGUCACCAACAAGGUUUCCGAAUUCCCAGCCUAUUUUAUUUGCAGAAAAUAUUUCAGUCAAAUGCCCAAUAGAUUUUGUUGUUGUUGUUGUUCAUUAGUUAGCUCGCAGGACUACACUAAAACUACCUAACUGAUUUUGACCACAUUUGACAGUAGUUCCUAGCGUGAAGCCGUUCAAUUUUGGUGAGGAUCUGAAGACAAGGUGCGCGCACAUUUUUUUCUCCCACUUUUUGACAUUUUAUUUACGAUCUCGGAAAUCCGGUGUGUUGAUUUGGAUCCGUAUUCUAAAUCUUUUUGUAACAAUCGAGUCAAAAACAACGAAAUUGAACGCAAAGUGUUAUGACACGAUUAGUCCAACUUUUCAUAUUGCUCUAGAUCCUGAAUGAAAAUUUCUGACAGAUUUUAUUGGGAUUUCAAAUUUCAGAUUCUUGGUUCAAAAAUAUGCUAAUUUUUUUGUGUGUUUGUUUUUUGUACUGCAUUUAUUCAUCGGAUGGUCAAUGGCGUGUACAACAGGAAGUUAUAGAUUUAAGCUAUCUAUGCUUGUCUCCAUGGCAACCACGUUGCCAAACAGCUUGGAGGUGGGGCUUGUGGCUAUUCCCGCAUUAACGUUAGCAAUGUUAGCUAACGUAAAUACCAGAUUCCCGAAUGUGCCUUGAUUGAACUUCUGGAUUGCAAGUCUCUGGGAAGCAGAGGGAAUGUUUCCGGGUUGAGAUUUUUCUUUUUUUUUUCUUUUGAAAGACUUUGCGACUUUUUUUUCUGUGUUGUUAUCUACGAUGCCGUUUGUUGUUUCUUAUUUUUAAAUUGACUUCCAGUUUUUUUUUUUGUUUGUUUACCCUUCUGGACAAGGGCUUGUACAUAAUUCUGAUGUCCGUGUCAUGAUGCGGUGAUUUAGUUUUUUUUUGGGGGGGUAGGAGGGUGGCGGGGUUGUUGGACAAAUCACAGAAAGCCUCACAGCAUGUGAAACAGCCAAUCAGAUCGUCCGCUUUAAAAGCGCGGCCGUGAAGGACGAUAGCGCCGUAACGUCGGACAUUUGUUUGUUUGUUUGCAGCUUGUGAAUAUGCAACCGGGACGAUCUCAUUGGUUAACUCUACAAUCACGACCUCAAGAAUUCAACACACACACACAUGUGGUGUAAAUACGCUAACAAUUUCAAUUCUUUCAUAAGAAUUGCCUAUGUCGCAUGUGCAUGAUAAUACGUUGAAAUGAGUUAAAAAAAAAAAUAACUUGGUGUCGUCCAUGUUCUGGAUUCAAGAGCAGUGUCACACAGAAUCUUUCGAAAAUCUUUGCCAAGUGAAGAUUUUUUUAUUUACAACCAAAUCACUUUCGUACAGUUGCUAACAUUUUGUAAAUGAAAAACAUCAACAAAUAGCAUUUUUUUCCCCAGAUGAAAUCACAAAAAUAAGUCAAAGUUCAAUGUAGUACGAAAUCUUGCUUCCAUCCUGCAAAACAAAUAUUAUUAGAGUAGGUUAGCUUAGCAUACCAUAGAAACAUUUUGUUCAUUUGUCAGUAUGUAGGUCAUAAAUCUUCCAUUUUCGUCCCUUGAAAACAAUAAUCAGCAAAUUUGCUAGUUUAGCUUAGCAUAGACAGAAUUGUUAUUUUGUUCAUUUAUUGGUAAAGCAUAAACUUCGUGUUCCAAAAUCUUUUGUUUCCAUCCUUCAAAACAAACAUGAGCUAACAAAAUGUGAGAAUAGGUUAGCAUAGCAUAGAUACGUUUUUAUUUUUUUUUAUUUUUAGGUAAGACAUAAACAUCAUUUACCAAAUCUUUCCCCAUUUCCAUUUGUACUGGUUUCCAUCCCUAAAAACAAGCAUUUGUAAACAUUAUGCUAUCAUAGGUUAGCAUAGAGAGAAUUGUGUGUGUGUUUUUUAUUUUUUUAUUUGGGGGACAUAAAACGUGAAUUGGUGACAUUUUGAUGAGUUUUCGUCAAAACAAAGACUCGGCGUUCGCAAGGCUAGCGCUAAGGCUGUAACAGGCUAUACACUAACAACUCCAGUUGCCUAUAUUUUACUUUAGGACAUAAACGUGAAAAAUGAUUCUUCAUAGCUUUUUCUUUAGUUGCCAUCAAGUCAGAAUUAAGAUGUUUCAAGCUAACAGUGGCGGUUUAGCAAUUAUUUUAAACGUGAAUAGAUAGUGCUAUCAAUCUUGGCAUAAAGACAAUUGUGGCAGCUAUGCUUGCGUUAAAUUCACGUAAAAAAAAUAAAGCCGCUUUGAAAUUUUACAUUUUUAUUUUACUGUGGGUUGAAUAAUUUAGGUAAGAAGCUAGUGCAGCAGUUAGCAUUUGUGUAUGUUAAUUUGAAAAAAAAAACUAAAAUCAUAUCUAGUCUUUUUUGCUAUUAGUGAAGAAAAUUGACAACAUUCCCACAUUUGGCUCAACAGUGUGCAACUUUAGCUGCUUAGCAUAGCUUUAUGCUCUUUUUCCUGUAUUAUUUUAUUAUUAUGUUUUGCAUUUGGACCACAAGAGCAUGACCACUUGCGUGAUUUAAAAAAGAACAUAUAUUCCUACGGACACAAAUCGACAUAAAUCUUUAUGCGCGUCAAAGCUAAGCUAGCAGGAGUCAUUUCCAAGCUUUUCUUGAUUCGUUUUUAUGAACCGCUCCACUUAAAGCACUUAUAAACAAAACAUGUAUAUAUCAGAGUAUAUAUGAUAUAUCUCAAAUAGUACUCUAUUGCACCCAGGUUGUUUUUUUUUUUUUAUUAUCAUGAUCAGAUUAAAUAUAAAGAUGAAUCCGUACACUGACUGUUAAUUCCUGUCAUACCUUUACUUUGUAUCUUUUCUUUAUAUAUAUAUAUAUAUAUAUAUAUAUAUAGUAUUAUACCUGUAUAAAUGUGUUUACUGACACUUCCGUUGGUUCUGGUGCUGUUGUUGUUUGCUGUUUGUACAAUUUUUUUGUUUAGUUUUUUUUAAAUCCACGUGACGUCACAGCUGUGGAGAUUUUAACAAAAUAAAAAAAAGAAAGUUUG